This is a messenger RNA of Solanum stenotomum, 2048 nucleotides long. Its product is annotated as protein NRT1/ PTR FAMILY 2.11-like. Gene Ontology annotation, cellular component: plasma membrane. The record is from RefSeq and is a predicted model, not a curated record. Gene Ontology annotation, biological process: transmembrane transport. The transcript has 4 exons. NCBI's taxonomy places the organism in Eukaryota, Viridiplantae, Streptophyta, Magnoliopsida, Solanales, Solanaceae. The coding region runs from base 238 to 1995 and encodes 585 amino acids. Gene Ontology annotation, molecular function: transmembrane transporter activity.
UAGUCCUCCAAUAAUAAUAGAGAUCAAAUUUUUUGAGAAACUACUUCAACUUGACAUAUAGCCAAUUCCCUAUAAAUGACCUUCCUCAUUAUCUUCAGCUCUAGUAACAAACUAAGAAAAUCAAUUGUCCUCUCAUACAUUAUUCUCAGCUUUGCCUAACUAAAACUAUAGUUAGAAGAGCUGAAUUUUUUUUUAAAAAAAAUCGGAUCAAUCUUAUAGACUUCACCACGAGAAGCUAUGGAAGUGGAUAAGGUACAUGCAAAAGAGAAACCCAAGUAUGGAGGAAUUAAGGCCAUGCCUUUCAUUAUAGGAAAUGAAACCUUUGAGAAACUGGGGACGCUUGGAACCUCAUCGAAUCUCCUGGUUUACUUAACCACUGUAUUCCAUAUGAAGUCAAUUAAUGCUACUAACCUUGUUAAUGUCUUCAAUGGUACUUGCAAUUUUGGUACUCUGCUUGGAGCGUUCUUAUGUGACACUUAUUUAGGUCGAUACAAGACAUUGGGAAUCGCUUCUAUAUCUUCUUUCACGGGGAUGUUGUUUUUGACGCUGACAGCUGCAAUCUCGAAACUGCAUCCUCUUCAUUGUGGAACUGCAGAAAAUAGCAUUUGCCUUGAACCAACAACAGGACAAUUAGCUUUCUUACUAUGUGGAUUUGGUUUUCUAGUAGUAGGUGCUAGUGGUAUUAGGCCAUGCAAUUUAGCUUUUGGGGCAGAUCAAUUCGAUCCCAAUACCGAAUCAGGAAGAAGGGGAAUUAACAGCUUCUUUAAUUGGUACUACUUCACUUUCACUUUUGCCAUGAUGAUAUCAUUGACUGUCAUCGUCUACAUUCAGUCGAGUGUGAGUUGGGCUAUAGGAUUGGCUAUUCCAACAUUUCUAAUGUUCUUGUCAUGCGUUUUCUUCUUCGUUGGUACCAAAAUUUAUGUCCAUAUUUUACCCGAGGGUAGUCCCUUGACAAGUAUGGUGCAAGUGCUCGUAGCUGCAAUACAGAAAAGGCGCUUAAAGUUACCAGAACAACCACAGAAUACCUUGUUCAAUCAUGUUUCCAGCAAGAGUAUCAACUCUGAACUUCCUUACACUGAUCAAUUUAGGUUCCUGAAUAAAGCGUCUAUUUUAAGCCCCGCAGACAAAACAAACGAAGAUGGAUCAGCAGUCGAUCCAUGGAGACUUUGCAGCAUCCAACAAGUGGAAGAAGUGAAAUGUGUUGUAAGAGUAUUUCCAAUAUGGACAGCAGGUUUGAUAUACUACGUUUUUCUAGUCCAAAUGCAAACUUAUGUAGUCUUUCAAACGCUGCAAAGCGACAGGAGCCUUUACAGUGCUAGUAAGUUCAAGAUUCCAGCAGCAUCAUACUCGGUCUUCUCCAUGUUGAGUUUGUCUAUUUGGAUACCUAUCUAUGACAGAAUAAUCGUUCCAUUUCUCCGAAAAAUCACCAAGAAAGAAGCUGGCAUAACCGUCCUCCAAAAAAUGGGGAUCGGAUUAGUAAUUGCAGUUCUCACAAUGCUAGUAUCAGCUGUAGUGGAAACUCGACGAAGGGACAUAGCACUUAGGCAUCCAACACUAGGCAUUGAACCAAGACGAGGCGGAAUUUCAGCCAUGUCUGCUAAUUGGUUGAUACCUCAACUAGCUCUUGCAGGGCUUUCUGAAGCAUUCACUAUCAUAGCACAAGUUGAGUUUUUCUACAAGCAAUUCCCGGAAAACAUGAGGAGCUUUGCAGGUUCAUUCUUGUUUUGUGGAUUUGCAUUGGCUAAUUACAUGAGUAGCUUGUUGAUAACAAUAGUUCACAAGACAACAAGAAUAUCAGAUACAGAGAAUUGGUUAGCAGAGGAUCUAAACAAGGGGAGAUUAGAUUAUUUUUACUACUUGGUUGCUGCAUUGGAGGUUUUAGAUUUUGGCUACUUUCUAAUAUGUGCCAAAUGGUACAAGUACAAAGGAACACAAAAUGAUCAAAAUCUUGAAGUCUCCAUGGAUAAAUUACAACCCACAAAACCUCUAGUUUGAUUCAACAUUUUCUAUUCUCUUCUUCUUAAUAAAAAUACAUAUAAAUUCAGCCA